Molecule: messenger RNA, 1698 nt
Organism: Lodderomyces parapsilosis
Lineage: Eukaryota; Fungi; Ascomycota; Pichiomycetes; Serinales; Debaryomycetaceae
Exons: 1
Coding region: 1-1698 (565 amino acids)
Molecular function (GO): monooxygenase activity; heme binding; iron ion binding
Source: RefSeq, a predicted model, not a curated record
AUGUUGAGUGAACUCCUCCAAGUGUUUCUUAGUCUUUUGCGAUUGCACCUCCUUUGGACUUUAUUUUCAGUACUUGCAAUAUUCAGCUGCUACUACUUUGUUUACGCACCCAUUACGUCCCCGUUCUGGAACAUUCCGGGACCUUAUAUCUAUCGAGUAUCAAUAAUUCCUGCCUUGAAUCAUCAACGAAACGGGACAUGGAUACAAACAGUCUAUAAACUACAUCAGAUCUAUGGCCCCAUCGUCAUCUUAUCACCAAAAGAGAUCAGUGUUUAUGGACCACAAUAUGUCAAUGAUAUUUACAUCAAAAAUUUCCCCAAAUCGUCAUUCUAUGCCAAUUUUACCAACCAUGGCCAUGAUAAUAUCUUUGCCUCGUUGCCCAAUGAUCAGCACUUACAAUACAAAAAGAUCAUAAUGAGAUUGUACAAUAAGGGAAAUGUCAUGUCGCCUGAAAACAACACCAGGAGAAUUUUGAUUGAGUCAACGAGGAAAAUGCUAGAAUACGUAUACAAAAGCUCCAUCAAAGGUGAAUCUCCCGACUUUGCUAGCGUCGCUCCCACCUUGAACCCUCAUGCAAAGGGACAUCGUAAGCCAUGGUUCAACAAGUCACACAGAGCAAAGAGUCUCGGAAUUGAAGUAUUUUCGUUAUUUGGGUUGUUUGCAAUGGAUGUGGUUUCGAAAUUUGAGUUGGGAGAAACCAAUGGACUGAAUUUAAUGGACAACCCAUCUGAACGUGACAUAAUCUUGAAACAUCGUCAAGUGUCAAGUAUGUUAUUUUGGACUACAUUAAUGCCAGCACUUUGGGAUUUUGUUGCCACCAAAACCAUUAUGAAAUGCUCCGAGGACAUUGCAAAGUUUCGAAUGUCAUUGUACGAAAUUGCUGAAAAACACUGGGCAAACAAUGGGAAAAACUCCACUACUUUGGAAGUUUUGAAACAAAAUGGACUAAAAGGGCCAAGAGCUUACUCAUUCUUGUCGGACAAUUUGUUUGCUGGCCACGAGACAACAGCGGUGCAAUUGUGUUACUUGGUGUACGAAUUGUCUCGAUCUGGAAAUCACACCAUGGUUGAGAAAUUACAACAUGAGCUAUAUGAAUCUUUCUCCAAGCCUAAUAGUCACGAUGAUGUGAUUGAAGACUUGGAAAAAUUGGACAAGCUCGAAUUUUUGGAUGCGCUAUUGUUGGAGAAUUCCCGAGUACACGCAUCGAUCCCAGGAGCGGAGCCACGAGUAGUGGAUCGGGUUUACUCUAUAGCUGGUGUUGAAAUCCCCAAAGGGACAAUCAUAUCAUGCUUGCCAUAUGCGAUGCAUCGUGACUCCACAGUGUUUCCCAAGCACGACUAUUUCAUCCCAGAUCGAUGGUUAAAGUACCCCGAGGAAUCACAAGAGGAGUUUGAACAGAGAAAGAAAGCACAACACAAGUUUAUGAUGCAUUUCGGCAAGGGCAUACGCCUGUGUCUUGGAAUGCAUUUAGCAUGGAUGGAAAUGAAACUUGUUGUGGCCAAUUUGUAUUGGCAUUUUCAUUCUCUAUUGGAUGACGAUUGGUGUGAAAUCAAAAAUGACACGGAGCCUAUUCAAUUGGGAAAGAAGAAUUGUGGAAACAACAGCACGGAUCAAGAGAUGAUGUGUAUGAAUGAUGCUUACACAACUACCGGACCUGUGAACGAAGAGUGCUGGAUAAGAUGGGUCGAGAAUUCAUGA